This is a messenger RNA of Lampris incognitus (smalleye Pacific opah), 1877 nucleotides long. It is a transcript of the gene cenpn, whose product is annotated as centromere protein N. Bases 77 to 1138 code for a protein of 353 amino acids. The transcript has 10 exons. NCBI's taxonomy places the organism in Eukaryota, Metazoa, Chordata, Actinopteri, Lampriformes, Lampridae. The record is from RefSeq and is a predicted model, not a curated record. Gene Ontology annotation, biological process: CENP-A containing chromatin assembly; chromosome segregation.
GACUCGGAAACUUUGUCCGGUUUCCCGAAUUACAAGACGUCGUAGAGAAGGUGAUAUUAGGUUCUUCUGAGAAAUAAUGGCUGACUGUACCAAUUCGUCUCUUCUCCGUUGUUUAGUGCAAUCGGUCGUCAGAAGAAUACCCGGAAAAAGUCUGCAGCCGACGCUGACGAAGUGGGGUCGUCUGUCAACGGAACAACUAUCUUCGCUGGAUUUCAAAAAGCCGAAGCCCGUGUUCACUGAAAAUCUACUCGCCAUCUGUGAGGAAAGUGGUUUGCCUCUUAAAUACAUCACAGAACUUGAAAUGAUAUAUGUAAUGGAAAAACCCGACAAAGGAACGUGGCAUGCUUUUCAGCUCCAAGAUGCUAGAGAUGGUGCCGAGUGUUUAGAGUUGAUCCAUUUCAGGCAGCAGUUUAAAUCCCACCUCACGGAACUUGUCAAAAAAGUGUCUAUCAGGAUAAAGAAACACACAGAUGAGGCUAUAUGGAUACGUAUUGCCUGGGGGGACAGCUUCUCUCAGCCCAACCACCUGAAACCAACAUAUGCUGUUCACAAUCUUCACACACCUUAUGUCUUUGUGACUGGCCUCACUUCAAAGCAUAAACCCCUGCUUUGCCAGGCUUUAGUCAUGGCCACCAUGAGCAGUGCUAUUAAGGAUGCCAAUCUCCGUGGACACAAACUUACUGCCAUCAGAAGCCUGCUCAUGAAACAGUAUCAACAGGUGUUUUCUACUAACUAUCCCAGUCUUCCUGAGGAAGAUAAUCCGCCAAACCCACACAUAGAAAAAGAGCAGGCCACGCAUGCAGAGAAGAGAUUACAGAAUGCCUGUGAAGCUUUUGGUAGCGGGACGUUGCCUGAACUGCAAACUGCAGUUUACAAGCUAGAGACAAAGUUUAAGGACCCCACCAACAACAUCAUGACUGAGAGGGAAGAACCUUUCAAAUGUGCUGUCACGUUUACAAGCACCAACCUCCUAGAGUCCCUCAGACACUGUGCAUCAUCAGGCAUCGCCUCCACUCCUGUCACACUCCUGCUCUCAUCGGUCACUCAGAAAGGAAGGAAUUAUUUUGUGAUCACAGACAAGCCUUUGGACCCUCAUCACAAACAUCCAAACCAAAGAACCGACGUGACCGACCACUGAAUCCAUGGACUCUCAUAGAGAACUUCUUUAAUUUCCUCCAAAUGCAGUCCAACCAUUAUAUAUGAUAUUUCAACAAGAUAAAUGCUUAAGAGGGCAGUAAGAGCUGAGCAGCUUUAGAAUUACUGGAAAAAAAUGCAGGAGGCACGGUGGUUAGCAUGGUCGCCUCACAGCAAGAAAGUCCAGGGUUCGAGCCCCGGGGUAGUCCAACCUUGGGGGUCGUCCUGUGUGAAGUUUGCAUGUUCUCCCCGUGUCUGCAUGGGUUUCCUCCGGGGGCUCCGGUUCCCUCCCGCAGUCCAAAGACAUGUAGGUCAGGUGAAUCGGCUGUACUAAAUUGUCCCUGGGUAUGAAUGUGUGUGUGUGUGUCGGCCCUGUGCGAUAGUCUGGCGGCCUGUCCAGGGUGACUCCCCGCCUGUUGCCCAAUGACUGCUGGGAUAGGCUCCAGCAUCCCCGCGACCCUGAGAGCAGGAUAAGCGGUUUAGAAAAUGGAUGGAUGGAAUAAAAUGCAAUCAAAUGUGUAGCAUGAACCUUAACCCAGUGGCAUCUCUAGAAAUGUUACAUGAGUACUUCUUGGUGUGCAUUUUUCAUUGGACUCGAUGUGUUUCUGAUCAGAUUGACUUCUCCAUGAAACCAUCCUCUAUUCUGCAGCCUUUACGAAGGUAAAGGGAAAGACGGUUCUCUUUAAACUACAACUGAUGCAUCGGUGUUAGCCACAUUAUAUGAUGCAUUCUAGAUCUGCACA